Molecule: messenger RNA, 1444 nt
Organism: Camelina sativa (false flax)
Lineage: Eukaryota; Viridiplantae; Streptophyta; Magnoliopsida; Brassicales; Brassicaceae
Product: QWRF motif-containing protein 6-like
Biological process (GO): spindle assembly
Cellular component (GO): nuclear microtubule; cytoplasm
Molecular function (GO): microtubule binding
Source: RefSeq, a predicted model, not a curated record
UUUGCGAUUUUUUGAAAAACAUAAAAAGAAAAAAAGUUAUGGAGGCGAAAACCACCGGAUCUAAGCAAAAUCAGCCACUAACACCGGCAAUAUCAACGCGGCGGCCGAGAGUUAGAGAAGUUAGUUCCAGAUUCAUGUCUCCGGUUACUUCUUCUUCCUCUUCUUCCUCCUCAGCCGGCGAUCUCCACUUUUUUACCACUUCGAGUUCUCCUAAACACCACCAGUUACACCAACGCUCUGUUUCUGCUCAAAGGCAUAGACGUCAGUUAAAAAUGUCGGACGGAGACGAGAACCGCUCAUCAGAGACGGCAGCGCGUAGCUUAGACUCGCCUUUUACACUCUCUCUGACCGGAAAAACAUCGAAACAAAGCCAACUGAAACAACCGCUCAAGGAGAAUUCUCACCGCCUCGAAACGCCUACGCUGCCGAUCCUUCCUCCGCCGUCUAGGUCACGGCUUAGCCAACACAGAUUACUAACCGCUUCCGUUGCGACGAGGCUUCUCCAAUCAAGCGGCAUAUCUAAUGAUAAGAGAGAAGGAGUCAUCAACGGUCAGGAUAAAUCUAAAUCCAACGGCUCUGAUCAGUUUCCAACGCUUUCUUGUAGAACAAUUCAUCCUAGAGUCUUCAACAGUUGUGUAACUUCUUCUCUUAACCGAACUGUGAGCUCACCGUUGUCGAGCUGUACCGGUCGUGAGAGCAGUUCGUUUUCGCGGAUAGGGUUGCCAGCAUUGCCUCCCGUUGCACCCAAUUCAAAGGCUGCAGCGGAUUCGAAAAAACAGAGAAAGGCUUCAGAGCAAUUGGAAGAUGUGCAUUCUCUGAAACUACUCCACAAUCGUUACCUCCAAUGGAGAUUUGCCAACGCCAAUGCUGAAAUGAAGACUCAUGCUCAAAAAGCUCAAACUGAGACCAUGCUCUAUUCCUUUGGUUCGAAGAUAUCAGAAUUACAUGAUUCUGUGCAAAAGAAACGAAUAGAGCUACAACGUUUAUUGAGAAUUAAAGCUCUUCUUGCGAUUACAGAAUCUCAAACUCCAUGUUUGGAGCAAUGGGCUGCUAUUGAAGAAGAGUAUUCGACUUCGUUGUCGCAAACAAUCCAAGCUUUUUCCAAUGCUUCAUUACGGCUUCCACUUGAUGGACAUAUCAUGGUUGAUUCUAAACAGCUAGGUGAUUCACUUGUGGCUGCUUCUAAGAUUGUUGACGGCAUUACACAAAAUGUUGUAAACUAUAUGCCAAAGGCAAAGGAGAUGGAGAGUUUGGUGUCAGAAUUAACGAGGGUGACUAGUAGAGAAAAAUCAUUGGCACAAGAUUGCGGAGUGGCUCUUCUUAAAACGCAUCCUUCACAUAUUGAAGAAUGCUCUCUAAGAAGUCAACUUAUGCAGCAAACACCAAAAGAAGAGUCAUCUACUAAGUGAACACAACUCUUGUUCUGUUGGGUUGUAGCAGAUAA